Coffea arabica (coffee) is the source of this 714-nucleotide messenger RNA. The record is from RefSeq and is a predicted model, not a curated record. Lineage: Eukaryota; Viridiplantae; Streptophyta; Magnoliopsida; Gentianales; Rubiaceae.
AUGGCCAUGAUGAGGGCAAACAUUCAAGAAGAUGACACGUGCGCUGCCUUAGAUGUUGCUAAGCUCGAUAAGGCAUUGCCUUCGAGUAUAGUUGCUCUUUUACAGGAAUUCGAGGAUGUAUUCCCCAAUGAGGUCCCUGAUGGUUUACCACCCAUUCGAGGGAUUGAGCACCAAAUAGACCUGAUUCCUGGAGAACCACUACCAAACAAACCGGCUUACCGCAUGGUCCAGAGGAGACAAAGGAGCUUCAAUGACAACUUGAUGGGCCGUCAAUGCUAUACUGUUAAAUAUCGUCAUCCCAUUCCUAGACUAGAUGAUAUGCUUAAUGAACUCGAUGGUGCUCUUAUAUUCAGUAUUGGCGCUGUCCUCAUGCAAGACAAGAGCCUUUGUGCAUUCUUCAGUGAGAAGCUGGGAGGUGCUGCCCUGAACUACCCCACAUACGACAAAGAGCUUUAUGUGCUUAUCCGAGCUUUGGAGACCUGGCAACACUACCUCCAUCCAAGGGAGUUCAUGAUACACACUGAUCGUGAGUCCUUGAAAUUUUCUCGAGGGCCAAACAAAGUUAAGCAAGCGCCAUGCCAAAUGGUAGCUGAUGCUUUAUCUCGUAGACAUUCUUUGCUUGCUGUUCUUGAUGCCAAGUUGUUAGGGUUCGAGAUGCUCAAGGAGAUAUAUGCCCAUGACCAUGACUUUAGGGAAAUCUAUGCAUCUGUAUAA